AUGCGAAAACUCUCGUUUCCACCGCUGCGGCCCGAAGCGUAUCACGGGUCCCUGCUACCCGCCUUGUCACUGCUGCCGCUAGAGAGUACCGCGACGCUGACGAUCAUUCCGCCGCCCCCGCCGAUGCGAGGGAGUUUUAUUGAUCGUAAGCCCGUCUGUUCCUCGUUCAACGAGAAGCAUACCGCCAAGUUCUUCCGCCACCGUAUUGUUGCCAGCGCCGACAUCUCGCAGCGGCCGCUGCGGUUUCAUUCUAGCAGCACCACGGAGCCUGCCGAAGAAGAGGCGGCGGAGGGGUGGCAGGUGGAAGCCGCCGCCGGCUACGGCGAGCAGUUGGAGGAACUCAGCGCGCGUUGGGCGGCGAAGUUUUACGGUCGUGUGACGUUUGGUCCGCGUAACUACCCGUACCCCUCCUCGCGUUGGCUGGCGCGGCGAUUCAGAAUGAAAAAGCACCGAAUUAUCAAACGCUUCCGCUUCCGGCGGUACAAGUUAGCGGCCGUUGCGAACCUGCCCUUUGCGAAGAUGAUCCGUGUUGGGCUGCUUCCGGAGCUUAAGAGCAGCAAGACGAAGAAGGGCGACGCGGUGGAGGCGGACCUUAGCGGGCAACUUAUCAGCGCGGUGCGAGGGUCCGGGGGGAAGCAGAAGGGACGCCGUGGAAGACCCAAGUCCAAAUACCAGGUUUAA
This is a messenger RNA of Trypanosoma rangeli, 681 nucleotides long. RefSeq lists its product as uncharacterized. The record is from RefSeq and is a predicted model, not a curated record. The transcript has a single exon. NCBI's taxonomy places the organism in Eukaryota, Euglenozoa, Kinetoplastea, Trypanosomatida, Trypanosomatidae. The coding region runs from base 1 to 681 and encodes 226 amino acids.